AUGGUUUUUCUGAAGCUGAAGCCUUAUCGGCAGCAGACUGUCGUGAAGCGCUUCUGUCUCAAAUUGGCUGCGCGAUUAUUUGGUCCUUAUGCGAAAGCUAUUGGAAAAGACCACAUAUUACAGCCGUUGCCUGUGGCUGUGUCUGAUUUGCGGACAGUGGAUUUUGAACCUGAGGAGGUCUUGGCUAAAUGUUAUUCACGGACUGGGGCUGUGGAACUGUUUGUAAGGUGGAAGGGUCAGCCUGAGCAUGAGAGUACUUGGGUCGCUUCAGCGGACUUGUUUCAGCAGUUUCCCAAUGACAAGCUUGAGGACAAGCUUUAUUUUAAUGGAUGGAGUAUUGAUAAGAUACACCAAACUUACUAUCGGAAGAAGAAGAAACAAAUAGAGGGUUCAAAUGAAGAGACAGGGCAAGCCGCGGAUGGAAAGAGAGGGUUUGCCUAG
This is a messenger RNA of Microthlaspi erraticum, 441 nucleotides long. The record is from the annotation of a GenBank genome assembly. Lineage: Eukaryota; Viridiplantae; Streptophyta; Magnoliopsida; Brassicales; Brassicaceae.